Bacidia gigantensis is the source of this 1551-nucleotide messenger RNA. RefSeq lists its product as uncharacterized. The coding region runs from base 1 to 1551 and encodes 516 amino acids. Gene Ontology annotation, molecular function: peptidyl-prolyl cis-trans isomerase activity. The record is from RefSeq and is a predicted model, not a curated record. Lineage: Eukaryota; Fungi; Ascomycota; Lecanoromycetes; Lecanorales; Ramalinaceae. Gene Ontology annotation, cellular component: catalytic step 2 spliceosome. Gene Ontology annotation, biological process: protein folding; protein peptidyl-prolyl isomerization. The transcript has a single exon.
AUGGCAAGUACCUACAACAUUGAGCCGCCACCAACGGCCAAGGUCCUCCUCCUCACCACCUCAGGUGAUCUCCUCCUCGAAUUAUUCGCGAAACAAUGCCCCCUCGCGUCCCGAAACUUCCUUCAACAUUGCCUCAAUGGUUACUACGACGACACAAUUUUCCACCGACUCUUACCCAACUUCAUACUUCAGGGUGGUGAUCCUACCGGUACAGGGGAAGGUGGGGAAAGCAUCUACGAGAAGGGCAAAGGGUUCGAAGAUGAAUUUCACUCGCGCUUGAAAUGGAACAGGAGAGGACUGCUGGGUAUGGCAAACGAAGGGCGGCCAAACACAAAUGGAAGCCACUUCUUUCUGAGUCUGGGAGACGAAUGUAGGCAAUUAGAAGGCCGAAACACGAUGUUCGGAAGACUGGUAGGGGACACUAUUUUCAAUUUACUGAAGAUGGCAGAGGCAGAGGUGCAGGAGGGGUUGGAGAGGCCUAUGUAUCCGACUAGGGUCACAGGGGCUGAGAUACUGGUGAAUCCAUUUGAGGAUAUGGUGCGGAGGGAUGUGAAAAGGGUGGAGGUCGCGAAGGAGGAGAGGAAAGAAGGCGAGAAAAAGAAGGCGAAGAAGAAGGGCGGAAAGCAACUUCUGAGCUUUGGGGACGAAGAGGGAGGGGUAGAGGUUAUGGUGAGGAAAGAGAAAGGGAACCCGAGACUGAUUGAUGUAGAAGAUGGUGCCAAGGGAGCUACGACUACAUCGAAGGCGGACGAGAGGGCUGAAGAUGCAUCAAAUGGCCACUUGAACAGCACAACUCGUAAGCCAGAAAAGAAAAAGAGACGGCGGUCAUCAGCUUCGCCAUCUCCACCUCCACCAAAGAAAGCAAAACCCGAAGUUCAGCUACCGCUCCCUCAAGAUGAAGAGCCAUCAAGAUCCGUGUCAACCUCUCCCGAGGCAGUGGAACGGAUGACCACCCUUCUCGACAAGACUAAUGCGCAAAUUGCAGAGCUGAAGAACUCGAUGAAGCGUAACGUACAGACUGCUUCCACGAAUGACGCGAAGCCGAAGUCUGCGCUAGAGCAGAUGAUCCCCGCUACCGCCGUCCGCGGCAAAAAGCGAAAACAGGGCGACAAGGGGGUGAAGCAGACGCUGGAUCUCCUGAUUACUUUCAGGUCGAAGCUCGAAAGCGCUGAUGCAGAGGUCAACGACGUUCCAAACGCUAGCAACGGGCAUACAGACACCAAAUUAGCCAACAGCAGAGAUACCGACGGUGAAAACGCCGAGGAGGCAGCGCUCUGCGACCUCCACUUCAUUGCCAACUGCGAAUCCUGCAAAUCAUGGGACGAGCAUUCCGGCGACGCGGAGGACGAUGAUUUAGGGGAUGGGUGGAUGUCGCACGCGCUGAGCUUUGAAAAGGAUCGAAUGGGGAAGGACUUAAGCUGGAAGAAGAAGCAGGAAGAUGAUCUGGUGGUAAUAGAUCCGCGAGAGAAAUCGAAAGGGAUCAAGGAGGAAAUGAAGGCGAAGAAGAUGGCUAGGAUGGGAGGCGGAGGGAGGGCUUGGGAUCAGAAGUAG